AUGGCUAUCACUCCCACAGUCGCACCCAACCUGGAGAAUUGCGACACAAGCCACAAAGGUGAGACCGACCAGAAAGCCAGGAUCCCUCCAUUCUGGCAAGGGUUGUGUCAAGCUGACAUAGCUAGUCGCGGUGUCAAGCAACCAGCCCACCUGUCCGUACCCCGCACGGUGACGAAACAAAACAACGACGAUGCUGUUGCGCUUCACAAUAGGAUUCCUACGCUCGAGUCAGGCAACUCCAGACGGGCGUAUUCUGACGUUUCACUCAAGAACGGCCUCGGGGCUUACUCAUUCUUAGCUCAGUCAAUCUGGACAUGGGAGCUUGCAAAAGCUGUCGGAUCUGGCUCUACGUUCUACCACAAUCCAUAA
Mycosarcoma maydis (corn smut) is the source of this 369-nucleotide messenger RNA. RefSeq lists its product as uncharacterized. The record is from RefSeq and is a predicted model, not a curated record. The transcript has a single exon. NCBI's taxonomy places the organism in Eukaryota, Fungi, Basidiomycota, Ustilaginomycetes, Ustilaginales. Bases 1 to 369 code for a protein of 122 amino acids.